AUUACAAGUACUACGAUCAUUUAAUCCCGAUUCCCUCCCAACUUCAACGAUAGCUAAGCCUUGAAGACAGGUUCUUAUACUAUUGAUAUGAGCUCAACAAAGCUCAAUUCAGAGGGGGUGUUGCUCUUUGAGCAACCGUUUGUACGAGUCCCUUAUGAAAACUAUCGAAAGGUCUUCCGUGCGACACAACGGAACAUUGAGCGCGAGCUCGGAAAUGUGCAGACUGUCUCGAAUGACUUACUAAAACGAUCCAAGAGCCGCGAGGUCAACCUCGAGGAUGCUGCUAAGAGCGUAGAUGGAAUGAUAGGUCGGGUUGAGAACCUCAAGCGCAAGCUUUCAGAACUGCAGGAUACCGCUGGAAAGCCCACCCUUGAUGUCACUCGGGAGAGGCUACAGCAUCUCAUGGCGGUAGAGACCCUGCAAACCACUGGUAGCCUCGAUUUUUCACGGUGGGCGGACACGCGGCUUGACAGAUGGCUUGUUGACUGGGCCCUCCGGACUGGACGGGAAAACACAGCACGAACACUGGCACAGGACAGGAACAUAGAGACCCUUGUGGACAUCGAUCUGUUCACAGACAUCCGAAGAAUCGAAUUGGCACUUUCCAAGCACAGCUGCACUGAAGCACUGGCAUGGUGUAGCGAGAACAAGACGGCGUUGCGGAAAAUUAAGAGCACACUCGAAUUUGAACUUCGCUUACAAGAGUACAUCGAGUUGGCGCGUGAUCAGAAGAAGCAGGAGGCCAUGGCUUACUCGAAAAAACAUCUCGUGUCAUGGCAAGAAACACAUCUCCCACAGAUUAUGCAGGCUGCCACUUUACUUGCAAUAAAACCUUCUACGACGUGUGGUCCGUACCGCAGACUAUAUGACGAUUCCCGCUGGCUUGAUCUCAUUCAAGCCUUUCGGCUUGCCAUCUACAAUCUGAACUCUUUACCCACUGAACCCCUUCUCAAUCUUGCUCUCUAUUCUGGUCUGGCUUCACUGAAGCUGCCAUCCUGCAACGACAAGUCAUCCCACAAUAUCGACUGCCCGGUGUGCGACCCCAGCAUAAACACUCUGGCUCGAGAAGUUCCGUUCAGCCACCACGCCAACUCUACUAUUGUUUGUAGAAUUAGCGGCAAGAUCAUGGACGAGGACAACAUGCCUAUGAUGUUUCCUAAUGGUCAAGUUUACUCGAGAGAGGCGCUGGAAGAUAUGGCAGCAAAGCACAAUGGCAUGGUCACUUGCCAAGUGACUGAUCAGGAGUGCGAGUUCAGUGCGCUCAAGAAAGUAUUCAUCUCUUAGCUGUUUACGGUGCGGAAUACCAGACUCGUCGUCUCGGUUCUUCACUUCGAUUUUCACCGUGUGUUGGACCUAUAUACGCUCAUUUUUUUCAUCGUGUAAUAACAUUAGCGACUUGUAGAAUAUUCAGACUCGACGAAGAGGAGGGCUUUUGUCGAGAAUAUUUUUCUGACUUAGCCGGAAUUCAACUGCAUUCGUGACCAA
Messenger RNA from Suillus discolor, 1485 nucleotides. RefSeq names its product CTLH/CRA C-terminal to lish motif domain-containing protein. The coding region runs from base 88 to 1284 and encodes 398 amino acids. Gene Ontology annotation, biological process: proteasome-mediated ubiquitin-dependent protein catabolic process. The record is from RefSeq and is a predicted model, not a curated record. Gene Ontology annotation, cellular component: GID complex; nucleus; cytoplasm. The transcript is spliced from 7 exons. Gene Ontology annotation, molecular function: ubiquitin protein ligase activity. Lineage: Eukaryota; Fungi; Basidiomycota; Agaricomycetes; Boletales; Suillaceae.